Photinus pyralis (common eastern firefly) is the source of this 2380-nucleotide messenger RNA. RefSeq names its product condensin complex subunit 2 (gene barr). Bases 228 to 2273 code for a protein of 681 amino acids. Gene Ontology annotation, biological process: mitotic chromosome condensation. The record is from RefSeq and is a predicted model, not a curated record. Gene Ontology annotation, molecular function: chromatin binding. Gene Ontology annotation, cellular component: condensin complex. The transcript is spliced from 11 exons. Lineage: Eukaryota; Metazoa; Arthropoda; Insecta; Coleoptera; Lampyridae.
AUGUGGUUAUUGACGUCAAGCGUUGUUUUGUUAUUUAAAAAGGGUUAAUUUUAAUGUUCUGUGCCUUUUAAUUUGCAUAGCAGUCACCAAUAAUCAUUAAAUUACAUAAACUGUUGCCCUAAAAAUAAGUGCCUGAGUUUUCUGUGUAUCUAAAAAGUACAGUAUUCCUAGCAGCUUUCUAACCUUAACUUCCAAAACACUACAAGUUUUAGAAACAGAAUUUCAAAAUGCUGCAGACGUCUACGCCAGUAUGCGUUCGAACUCCAGAACGGAAUAAAUUACGAAAAAGUGUGCUGUUAAGGGAUGUUACGAACGUCGGAUCUCCAAUGCGACGAUUGAGCAACUUGGCUCAUUCCGUUUCUCAUAUCGCAGUCGAUGACGAUCUCGAGAGAUCCAGUCGUCGCAAUGAAGCAGAUAUUCAAAAACGUGUCUCCAACAUUGGAGUUCAGCAAUCGCCGAUGCCGACUAACGAGAACGAAAUUCGUGACCACUUCCAGAUAUGCCUGAAGAUGUAUGCUGAAAAUAAAAUUAGCAGUAAGAACGCGUGGAGUUUGAAAAUAAUCGACUACAUGCGUGCCGUGUUUUCGUCUAAGGAACAAGCGAAAGCGUCCUUGCAGGUAGCGGGCACCUCGCUCGACGUGGGUACAAAAAUCUAUGGAAUUCGAGUUGACGACAUUCAUUCUGAUGGGCUGAAACUUGCUAGCAAUAUGGCGCGAGUUAAUCCAGAGCAUGACGACGAUAACGAGGACCGAUCAAGUGGAGAUGAAAACAAGGAGGGCGAACGUCCGAAAAAGAAAAAAAGGCCAAAACGGUUACUAACUGACCCAAAAAUAACCGUUGCCAAAGAUCCGACGUCGUUACUGAGCGAUGUCUCCAAGCUGGAAUCGGUGUUCUUCCAAACGCGGUUGGACCUCGAGGCCAGUUCCACCGAUAACUUAUUUACUAACAAACUUCCAAUGCACCUCAGCGGUCACAAAUUUAUGCUGCUGAGUGAUGAGAGGUCGUGGCCGUCUUGCGACGGUAGCGCCGACUUUACGAUCGACAAGUUUCCGAUGGAGUUGGCGAUUCCAUCAAAGCUGGACAUAUGCGCGCAGUUUACGAAUUUCGAAAUUGACGAGUGGGAUCCCGAAAACGAGAACGAACUUCUCAACUACGAACGCACGGUGACCGAGGACGUGGUUUAUGACGCGGAAGGUAUUCCAAUUCCGGAACUCGACGGUUCGGUUCAUGACCUCUUCGCGAACGCAGAACCGGAAAACAAUUAUGCCAGCACAGACGAAGAGGAAAUCAACGGUAUCGGGCAGAUAGCGCUGCAAAAUAAGACUGUCGCUCAGAUUGUGAACUUCCAACCGGGAGAUAACGAUAAUGAGUUGUAUGCCGAUGAUUAUUCUUAUUCGGCUACAAUUAAGUUGAUGGGCAAUAAACGUAUCACCCAGGUUUGGGCCGGGCCGAGUCAUUGGAAAUUGAAGCACAUUCGACCCAACAUGAGUCGAUUUUCGGGACAACAAGAAAAGCAAGUAGCGAAAUCCGUUAAAAAAGUUAAAAUACAACCGAGUUUUAUCGAUUUUUUAAAUGGAGUAUCAAGUUUGGACAAGACGAAGUUGUACAAAUGCAAACGACGAGCAACCGAUGAGAGUGCGUACAAAUGCACACUACCUCAGAUAUUUACAAAUUUCAAUUACAAAAACUCAUCAUUUAUGCUGAAACCUUUACAAAUUACAAAUAACAUUUCCACACAAAAAGUGCAACAAGAGACCAUAAUUGACAACGAAGUGCAACCUUACCACUACGACAAUCCAAAUGACUCACAGUACUGCUCACAAAAUGGUGCGGGUGGUGAUGAUGACGCUGACUAUGAUGUGAUGCACGAGGAGGAACUACCGCCGGCCGCACAUCAGAACUGUCACGGCGAGAAUCUUAUUGACGCACCCGAAUUGAUACCCAAAAUUUACGUUCCGUACGCGCUGCAAGCGAAGAAAAUGGAUAUGAGAAAAUUAAAAACCGCAGUUUGGAAAAAUCUGGUCAGCAAAACAUCAAACGAAAAUAUUCCAGAUGAUGAUAUGUACAAGAGGGAGGUUUUGCAUUCAACGUUCUCCAAUUUGUAUACUCAUCUGCCUGACCGAAUUAAUGAAAAAAUGCGGCAAGAAUUGAGUUGUCCUCUCGCGUUUGUCGCGUUGCUACAUCUUGCUAAUGAGCAGAAUCUCCAAUUUCAAGGACAGCUCGAUCUUACAGAUUUUUUGAUAAGACAGUGCAAAGUGUUUGAAAAGUUAUGAAACUUCUAACUUUAAGAUGGAAACGAAUGGAAAUAAUAGUGCAUUGAAUAAUUUUAUAAUUUGUAUAUAUACAUUUAAUACAAGAUUUUUAUAUAUCUGCAAUUUGG